Messenger RNA from Oncorhynchus keta (chum salmon), 2779 nucleotides. Its product is annotated as zinc finger protein 239-like. NCBI's taxonomy places the organism in Eukaryota, Metazoa, Chordata, Actinopteri, Salmoniformes, Salmonidae. The record is from RefSeq and is a predicted model, not a curated record. Bases 336 to 1997 code for a protein of 553 amino acids. Gene Ontology annotation, molecular function: RNA polymerase II transcription regulatory region sequence-specific DNA binding; DNA-binding transcription factor activity, RNA polymerase II-specific. Gene Ontology annotation, biological process: regulation of transcription by RNA polymerase II. Gene Ontology annotation, cellular component: nucleus. The transcript has 4 exons.
ACUCAUGAGCUAAAAAAACAAAAACAAUGUGCUAAUGCUCUUCCAGUUCAAAGUUCGAUUGUUUUGUCCUUUCGUAGAAUCUGUUUCCUGUUUAUUAUUGUUCAUGGAAAGUCGUCUGUCACACCACGUAUGUAGUAAUUAUCAUAGUACAUGUCUACGAUUGCAGCGUGUGUGACUUAAGACGGAAGCUCAAAGAAUCAAAUGGUUAAUGUCAUCUAAGCUGAGCAUACUGGUUACCCAGAGCAAACUGGCUACAUCGGGCUCUAAAAAAGAGCGAUCAGUGAGUGAACUAACUCUCUAUAUUGUGCUACAUUGAACCUAAACCCAUAGUCAUCAUGGAUACUCUCUACACUUAUAAAUUACUACCACCCACAUAUACCAACACGAAGGACCCUGAAUACAGUUAUAGACUAGUGAAGCUCGAACUUGUAGACUGCUGGCAAACUCCAGACCUGAACAUCAUCAUCAAACAAGAAGAGGAAGAGGAUAUUUCUCUGCAAGUUGAAGAAGAAGAAGAAGAGGAGGAGGAAGAGGAUAGCUUUCUACAAGUUAAAGAAGAAGAGGAGGAAGAGGAUAGCUUUCUACAAGUUAAAGAAGAAGAGGAUAGCUUUCUACAAGUUAAAGAAGAAGAGGAGGAAGAGGAUAUUUCUCUGCAAGUUGAAGAAGAAGAAGAGGAGGAGGAAGAGGAUAUCUCUCUAUGUGUUAAAGAAGAAGAGGAGGAAGAGGAUAUUUCUCUGCAAGUUGAAGAAGAAGAAGAAGAGGAGGAGGAAGAGGAUAGCGUUCUACAAGUUAAAAAAGAAGAGGAGGAAGAGGAUAUUUCUCUGCAAGUUGAAGAAGAGGAGGAGGAAGAGGAUAUCUCUCUACGUGUUAAAGAAGAAGAAGAGGAGGAAGAGGAUAUUUCUCUACAAGUUAAAGAAGAAGAGGAAGAUCACACUUUCAUGGUCAAAGUAGAGGAAGAAGAGAAGGACAAAGCUCUUGAAGUUAAAGAAGAAGAAGAGGAGGGUGGUUUUACGGUCAAAAAAGAAGAAGAGGCUAUAGAGGUUUUUAUUUUUUCUGAUGGAAAGUGCAACCAGUGGCCUGUCAGUGGGAAGAGUCCCUCCGUAUCAGAAGAAGAAGAACAACAGACGCGACCAAAGAAACAGCCCCAGGAACCCCACCACUCCCCUCUGUACUGCCCCGACUGUGGGAGGAGUUUUGUCAGCCCUGGGAUACUGAACGCGCACCGCAGAAUCCACCAGUCCAGAAUAAUCCACACCACCACCGGUGAGCCGUCUCACUACUGCCAUGACUGCGGCAAGACCUUCGACACCGCCCGCUACCUCAAAAAGCACCUCUUGGUUCACACAGCAGAGAGGACGCACCACUGUUCUCAGUGCGACCGGAGCUUCCUGAGACUCCAGCACCUCAAAGAGCACCAGAGAACCCACAGCGGAGAGAAGCCUCACUACUGCUCCGCGUGUGGGAAGGGCUUCACCAAGGUCCGACUGCUCCGGACACACCAGCGGCUGCAUGCCGUGGAGGGGGCCGACGUCGUCGGGGAUGGGGCGGAGACGGGGAGGAAGGAAGGUAGUGGGGUGGUGAUGUCAGCGAUGGGGCGGAAGAGAGCGCUGAGAGUUCUGGCCGGAGUGGACUACUACUACUGCUCUGAGUGUGGGAAGAGCUUCUCCAGUGCGGCCUAUCUUAAGGUGCAUCAGAAGGCUCACACAGGAGACAAACCAUACCAGUGUGCUCACUGUAAGAAAUCAUUCAGCACGUCGUGGGGUUUAAAGGUUCACCGGCAGAAUCGCUCUGGAGAGAAGCCCUACCAGUGCGCCGACUGUGGGAAGAGGUUCUCGGACCUGCGCAGCCACAAAGCCCACCGGAGCACCCACACUGGAGAGAAACCAUACACAUGCCCUGUCUGUGGAAAAGGCUUUGCCUGGCUAAAGAGCCUACAGAAACACCAGGCCACACACAGCAGCAGUGAUGGUGGAGUCAUAGAAGUACAUAUAGAAUAAUGUAGGAUAUCCUGAGAGGUUUCACUCCAACCCCAAUCUAGCAGGGUAGUUACAACUACGGGACAGGAGGGUAGCUCUCCAGGAACAGGGUUACAGAAGGGUAGCUCUCCAGGAACAGGGUUGGGUUACAGAAGGGUAGCUCUCCAGGAACAGGGUUGGGUUACAGAAGGGUAGCUCUCCAGGAACAGGGUUGGGUUACAGAAGGGUAGCUCUCUAGGAACAGGGUUGGGUUACAGAAGGGUAGCUCUCCAGGAACAGGGUUGGGUUACAGAAGGGUAGCUCUCUAGGAACAGGGUUGGGUUAAAGAAGGGUAGCUCUCCAGGAACAGGGUUGGGUUACAGAAGGGUAGCUCUCUAGGAACAGGGUUGGGUUACAGAAGGGUAGCUCUCUAGGAACAGGGUUGGGUUACAGAAGGGUAGCUCUCCAGGAACAGGGUUGGGUUACAGAAGGGUAGCUCUCCAGGAACAGGGUUGGGUUACAGAAGGGUAGCUCUCCAGGAACAGGGUUGGGUUACAGAAGGGUAGCUCUCUAGGAACAGGGUUGGGUUAAAGAAGGGUAGCUCUCCAGGAACAGGGUUGGGUUAAAGAAGGGUAGCUCUCCAGGUUAAUCAAGUCAAAUCACCUGGAUUUUAAUUCCAGAAAUGAGAAUUAGAUUCCAAAUGAAAGCAAUCAUCUCAGUGUGGUGCAGGAGGACGGGGCUGGACCAGCUGACAUCAAAAAAUUAAAGGGGACAGUUUGAUUAAAAGCUUGAAAUAAAAGUACAAAUCCAGGUCAAAACACAGG